Drosophila gunungcola (fruit fly) is the source of this 1758-nucleotide messenger RNA. It is a transcript of the gene Or13a, whose product is annotated as odorant receptor 13a. Bases 182 to 1513 code for a protein of 443 amino acids. The transcript has 5 exons. Gene Ontology annotation, molecular function: ATP binding; olfactory receptor activity; odorant binding. The record is from RefSeq and is a predicted model, not a curated record. Gene Ontology annotation, cellular component: plasma membrane. Lineage: Eukaryota; Metazoa; Arthropoda; Insecta; Diptera; Drosophilidae. Gene Ontology annotation, biological process: sensory perception of smell; detection of chemical stimulus involved in sensory perception of smell.
GUGGGGGUCCGGUAUGCAAACCAGUUCUGAAAUAUUUACUGUGUUAUUAAUGGAAAUUACUGAAAGGGGUAAUUUUGGCUCACAAUAAAUUCUCUUUUAAUGUGCGUUACCGUUCGCCUCUUGACCAACUAUAAAAGUGUUGCAAGACCAAGGAAACUACUUACUUGUUGGUCGGAAAGACAUGUUUUAUUCUCAUCAAUAUAAAGGACUUCGGUUCCCCAUUCAGUGUGUUUGGCUCAAACUGAAUGGCUCUUGGCCCUUAUCGCCAACGUCAAAAGAAAAGAGUCGAAGAGACGAAUCUGUUUUGGGCAAUUCAUAUCUUGCCACUGCCUAUAUAAUAUGGGCGUGGUACGUCAUAGCUUCUGUUGGCAUUACAAUCAGCUAUCAAACCGGUUUUCUGAUUAAAAACCUUUCGGAUAUUAUAAUCACCACUGAAAACUGUUGUUCCACCUUCAUGGGAGUCCUCAACUUUGUCCGACUUAUUCAUUUACGCCUUAAUCAACGGAAGUUCCGAGAUUUAAUUAAACAUUUUUCUUACGAAAUCUGGAUACCAGACAGCAGUUCAGAGAACAGUAUUGCUGCCGAGUGUCGGAAGCGGAUGGUCACGUUUAGCAUCAUGACUGCUUUGCUGUCCUGCCUUAUUAUCAUGUACUGCGUAAUGCCUUUGGUUGAGCUAUUUUUUGGCCCCGAACUGGACCCUCAGGACAGGCCAUUUCCCUACAAAAUGGUGUUUCCGUACAAUGCCAACAAGAGCUGGAUCGGCUAUGUGCUCACCUACAUGUUCACAUCGUAUGCCGGAAUUUGCGUGGUGACCACGUUGUUUGCAGAGGAUUCCCUUUUCGGGUUCUUCAUAACAUACACUUGCGGCCAAUUUCAAUUGCUGCACGAACGGAUCGACAAUUUGUUUACGGAAUCCAACGAAGACGACGAACAAAUGCAGCUGAAACGGCUCAAAGGAAUCGUAGAGAAACACAACAAUAUUAUCAGAUUCGCUCAUCGCUUGGAGGACUUUUUUAAUCCAAUUCUAUUGGUCAAUCUUAUGAUUUCAUCGGUUCUUAUUUGCAUGGUUGGCUUUCAAAUUAUCACUGGUAAAAAUAUGUUCAUUGGGGAUUAUGUAAAGUUUAUAAUUUAUAUAUCCUCGGCCAUUUCGCAACUGUACGUACUCUGCGAGAAUGGAGACGCAUUAAUAAAGCAGUCCACAUUGACGGCACAAAUUCUAUAUGGAUGCCAAUGGGAAAUCUCAGGCCAAUUUAAGCCAGGUUCCGAUAAAUCGAACAGCAAGAAUAUCCGGAAUCAUUUGUGGUUCAUGAUACUCUGCAGCCAACAGCCCGUGAGGAUAACGGCGUUCAAAUUCUCCACAUUGUCCUUGCAAAGUUUUACGGCGGUAUGUAAUCCUCUUAAAGAAAGCGCAAAUGCAGUAAACCAAAUCUUUUCUCAGAUAUUAAGUACGUCGAUGAGCUAUUUCACAUUAUUGCGGUCAGUUUACUUCGAUGACGAAAAAAAACACAACUAAAUAAAUACGGAACAACGACACUUUAAUCAAGUUGUAAGACAAACACUUAGUGACCGAUAAUUUUAUUUUAUACAAAUAUGCUGAUUUGAAAACUUUUCUCAACUUUUCAAUUAAUGUGAGUAAGUAGGUCAGGAAUGGAAAUUCUCCAAAUUAUAUGCCGCUUUCACAAAAACUAUUUUUUCAUUGAUCAACAAAGAUUGGAGUAUUUUAAAUUACGAAUUUAGUAGUUUUUGUAUAGCCUUUUU